AUGCGCCACCAAAUAGGUGUUGACAGAAGGGAUGCUAACAGACGGCGAAAGAAACUUUUGAUAGGGCUGAAGCGGCUGGAUUCAGAGUCGGGCAAGGGCAGCCGGAUACUAGAAGCAGAAGAAAAUCUUGACGUUGGCACAGUCGGCGACGGCAUAGACGAAGCAGUAUAUUGGGCCGACGCGAAGCUCGAGUCACUAGCGUCGGGCUCGUCACGGUCCUCAGAAAUGCGAGAGGCGCUAGAGAGGGCUGCUGCUGCCGACGCCGCAGAAAAUGCAGGGACAAGUGGCAGAGAGCCGUCAGGCUGGAAGAGCCAGGUGAAGACCGAGAAAAGAGACGGGUCCAGAAGCCAGACUGAGACGUCGGCUGUGAGAGACCAGAGCCACUACUCGUAG
Molecule: messenger RNA, 393 nt
Organism: Postia placenta MAD-698-R-SB12
Lineage: Eukaryota; Fungi; Basidiomycota; Agaricomycetes; Polyporales; Adustoporiaceae
Exons: 4
Coding region: 1-393 (130 amino acids)
Source: RefSeq, a predicted model, not a curated record